Molecule: messenger RNA, 504 nt
Organism: Phragmites australis (common reed)
Lineage: Eukaryota; Viridiplantae; Streptophyta; Magnoliopsida; Poales; Poaceae
Product: non-specific lipid transfer protein GPI-anchored 7-like
Exons: 2
Coding region: 1-504 (167 amino acids)
Source: RefSeq, a predicted model, not a curated record
AUGCGCUGCCGCGUGCACCUCGCCGCUCUCCUCCUCCUCCUCUUCCUCCUCUCCUCCCGCGUCGCCGCCGCCGCCGCUGGCGCUGGGGGCGCCCCGGACGCCGCGCCCCCGGGACGGCCGCAGCCGUGCCUGGACGAGCUGCUGCCGUGCACGGCGUACCUCAAGACCGCCAAGCACCCCUCCAACACGUGCUGCACGGCCAUGCACCACGCCGCAGCCGCGGAGAUGCCGUGCCUCUGCCGCCUGCUCGCAGACCCGGAGCUGCUUGCCACGUUCAACGUCACCAGGGAGCAGAUGUUCAGGCUCCCCGCCCGCUGCGGCCUCCCCGUCGGAUGCCGCGCCGGCGCCCAUGAGCCAGUCGUGGAAGCGCCGCCGCCGCCAGCCCCUACGCCGCCGCACCACCAAGGUGACUCGUCGGGCGGCGACGGGUUGAGGGACUGCGUCUGGCGCUUGAUCGCGUCGGUGGUUUUGGGCGGAAUGUUCUCUGUUGCUGCGCUAUCCUAG